CUCACCAAUGGUUGUCUUGAACAGAACGUGGUCCUGGGCAACGACUCCGAGGCGCUGGAGCGCUGGAAGGUCACCCCGCAGCCGCUCAACUACUACACGUACAUCUUCCACGUGGAGAACCCCGUGGAGGUGGCCAACGGCGCCCGGCCCGUACUCAAGGAGAAGGGCCCUUACGUCUACGACCUGUUCAGGGAGCGCGUGGACGUGCAGUUCCACCCCGAGGACGACACCGUGUCCUACUACGACAAGACCAUCUACCGCUUCAAUCAGGACAAGUCGGGCUGCCACUCUGAGGACGACGUGGUCACCAUCCUCAACGCCCCAGUGCUGGGCACAGGAUUGAUGAUGCAGCAAAUCUCGGAGCAGCUCCUCACGAUGUUCAACGACGCGCUGCCCAACAUCUUCCCCACCGCGUCGUCCGCCUUCAUCACGGCCAAGGUCCGGGAGGUGCUCUUCGAGGGCGUGCUCGUCAACUGCUCCUACCCGUUCACGCACUUCCCCGUCGGCCCCAUCUGCGCCGGCAUGCGGAGCAGGGCGCCCGUGACCUUCCGCAAGGACGGCAAGAACUUCUACUUCUCGAUGUUUAACCACCUCAACGGCACGGACACCAAGCACCGCGUGCGAGUGUACCGCGGCCAGAAGAACCCCAGCGCGCUGGGCCGCAUCAUGCGCUUCGGCAACAACUCGCUGCACACGGCGUGGCGCGAGAACACGCACUGCAACAUGAUCAACGGCACCGACACCACCAUCUUCCACCCCUUCAUCCGGCCGCCGGAGAAGCUGCCCGUCUUCGUCUCGGGCUCCUGCCGCUCCAUGUACAUCACCUUCGAGUACCCGAUGCACGCCCACGGCGUGCGCGGACUGCACUACGUGGCCGACCCCAAGAUGCUGGCGAGCGGGCGCACCUACAAGCCCAACCGGUGCUUCUGCCCGCCGGGGCCGCCGCCUCCAAAGGACAAGGAGGGAGCGGCCAGCGCGCCUCCCGCCGUCACGGUCAGGCCCGCUGCUGCGCUCACCACGCUGGCCGAGACCCAGGCCCCUGCUGCCGCAGCGCUCACCACGGCAGCCGAGGCCCAGGAGGCCCCCUCGACCGCAGCGCUCACCACAGCGGCCGAGACCCAGGCGGCCGCGCUCACCACGGCGGCCCAGACCUCGGCCGCCGCGCAGCAGGCCCAGACCUCGGCCGCCGAGGAGCGGGCCGAGGCCACGCCCAGCAGCCAGGACGAGGGGCCGGCGGGCGAGCGGCGGCGGCGGCGGGACGUGGCCGACGACGAGGCGCGCGAGGAGAGGGACGCCUCCCGGUGCCUGCCCGACGGCGCGCUCGACAUGAGCACGUGCUUCGGCUCGCCAGUCAUCCUCACGCUGCCGCACUUCUACCUCGGCGCUAAGGAGUUCCACGACUACGCCAUCGGGCUCAAGGCCAUCAAGUCCAAGCACGAGACGUUCGUCGAUAUCGAACCCAUGACGGGAGUGCCACUGCGCGGCGGCAAGCGAGUGCAGCUCAACAUGUUCCUCAAGAAGAUAGACGAUGUCGCCGCUCUCAAGACGGUCAGCGAGGGUCUGUUCCCCAUCCUAUGGGUGGAUGAGGGCAUCGACCUGGAGGGCACGAGCCUGGAGCAGCUGCAGGCGGCCACGCGGCGCCUCACGCUGCUGCAGGUGCUGCCGUGGGUGCUGGUCGCCGGCUCCGCGCUCAUGGCCCUGGGGGGCUGCCUGGUGCACAUCCACUCGACGGGGAUGCUGCAACGCAUGGCGGCCGAGCGGCGGGCGCGGAACCCUCCGCAGGGGGCGCCGGGCGGCCACGGCGCCGAGAGCCCUCCCCCGGGCACGCCCGGCAACUACGGGUUCGCGCUGGGCUUCGGCCCCGCCGCCGCCAAGGGCGUCCUCCUGGGCGCGGAGGGCAGCCUCAAGGCGCGCCUGGCCGGGCUGCACAGCCUCAGGGGCCUGCACGGCCUGAACGGCGCCAACGGGGUGGGGCCCUGGCUGGGCGGCGCCCCCCGCGGCGGCCGCGGCCACGUCGUCACCCGCACCUUCUGCAGCGAGCACCCCAAGGAACACUACGUGGAGCACCCGCACGCCGCGCGCUGAGCCGGGCGGGCUACGCACGCGCCAUGCUGACUGGUUCUGGUGGACUUGGCAUUUGUUUUAUGUUUCAUGGUGGCUGGGAGGGGGGAGUAGGCGGUACAAACAACAGCUUGGAAUUGCCGAAUCUUCUUGGUGGUUUUCAGGCUGCCGUUUUUACCGUGCGUGGUGUGGUGUUAGCACUCUGCUACUCAGCUGUAUGGUCACAAUAAUGUACCUGAUAAUGUAAUACGACGUUUCAUGAGCGGGCAUGUGGGUCAUUUCCUUUAGGACCCUGUUGCCAUUGGAUUUGCAGUUUCUAAUACCUCCAUGUUUUUACAUCGUCUCUCGCACUGCG
Messenger RNA from Frankliniella occidentalis (western flower thrips), 2416 nucleotides. RefSeq lists its product as uncharacterized. The annotation marks the transcript as partial. Gene Ontology annotation, molecular function: scavenger receptor activity. Gene Ontology annotation, cellular component: membrane; cytoplasm. Lineage: Eukaryota; Metazoa; Arthropoda; Insecta; Thysanoptera; Thripidae. The record is from RefSeq and is a predicted model, not a curated record. The transcript is spliced from 8 exons.